UUUGACAUUGUGAGAAAUAUUGUAUUUUGUUGUUGUUUAAUUUUUAAGUAAUUUAAGAAUUUACUACUUAUAUAUUUUGCUAAUCUGUUUGUAGCACCAUUUAUAAGCUAAAACUCCAUUCCACAAAAGUAAAGAUAAGAACUAUGGGAGAUAGACAAAGGUGCCCAUGCUGCACGACUUGCGAGGAAUGUCCAUAUUUUCAAAAUGUUGUCAACGUUAAAAGUGCCGGUUUGCUUAUUUACCGUUAUUUUUGUGCUCAAGGGGUAAAUAUUUAUACGGGAAAAAAUGAAAGUUCUACAGAAAUAUUUAUUCUACAAAACACAAAAAAUUAUGAUAUUGCUUCAGAGAAGUUGAUUCCCAAACUUGGUCAGUAUAAGAAGUGCCCACGCUGUAAAUAUAUCCUUGAACAUGCAGAAAAAAUAUUGCAUAAUAUCCCUACAGUUAAUAAGCUCGAUGUACUUGGUAUAUGUGAUAAGUGUCGAACUAAAGACCGUAAAGGUAUUUCAUCCUGCGAGUGUAGUGAAGUCAUUAAAAAGUUUAUUGCAAUCAAAAAAUCCUCAAAAAAGGAAGCCACAAAGACAAUCAAAAGACAAUCUAACGCAUCAAGACAAAUAUACGUUCGUCCUAGAUCAGAAUCAUUAGAUAACAUUAUAUGUCACAUAAAUUCAAAACAGAAACGUGAGCCUCAAGUAAACCAAUUAACUGUAGGUAAAAAAGAAUUACAUGAAACAAAUCUUAUAGAACUUCAACAAAAAAGAAUUUCGUUUCCCAAAAUUGGUCAAAAAAUUCGAUUGACACCCAAAAAUUAUUCUGAUUCUGAAUUAACAGAAUCAGACGCUGAUAUACAUCGUUUUGGAAGCAAUGUUAAAUUUAAAAAACCACUUUAUUCGGAUGAAAAAAUUAAUUGGCCUGUGCAUGAUGCAAAGCUUUUUCAAUCAUACGCAACAGACAAAGAAUAUCCACGAAGACGAAUUUCUAUUUCUGAAGAAUCUCUAUUUUUUAAUUUUCAUGAUUUAAUAGAAAAAUCUGACCAUCAACCACAGCCAAAAUUAGACUCACUACGUCCUUCUACACAUAUUCAGAAAGAAAUCAAACUUAAGGAUAACGAACCGUCUAUUUUGGACUUGAUAGCGGAACAAAAUCGUCGUAGAAAUGAAUUUGUGGAACAGAAUGCUCAUGAAUUUGAAACUACAAGAAAGUCAGAUGUGGGAACUGGCAGUUUAAAAACUAAAAUGGGAACGAUGUUGUCACCUGAUACUCUCCCAAAAUAUAGCUCCGAUAAAGCUUUUUCUUCUUCCCUUUUAGCUAAGACUAAAGAAUUGUUACAGAAAGAUUUUAGUUAUUUUUUUAUAAAUGAAGCUGAGCUAAUAAAGAAACCAGUUCAAGUACAUAAGAGUUCUUCAGAAUUAAUAAAAGACACUCAAGAUAUGUUACUUGCAAGAGAAGAGGAUUUAAAAAGAAAAAAUGAAGAAGAAUUAGUACGUCGAUUAAAUGAGGAUGAUAAAAAAAGAAAAGCUAGUGAAAGGAAGAUUAUACUUCUUGAAGAAAGCAAAACAGUUUUUCAAGAAGAUAUACAGGAAAAGAAAAGAGAAAAAAAUGUUCUAGAAAAAUUGGAUACCAGCAGGAAGAAAACGAUCAGUAUAGGAAGAGUAAGUAAAGAUGUAAAAGAAACGUCAGAGAAAAGUGUAAAAAGUGGGACAAAAGCUGAGCCGAAAAGUGAUAAAAAUGCAGUGGUGAACUCUAAAAAAGCUCAAAACAAAGAGGCAAGACAAGUUAAAGAAUUAAGUUUAAAACUAGAGAAAGAACAUAAGCUGAGAGAAAAGAAAAAUCUGAAACGAGAAAAAGAAGACCAAUCUAAGAAAGAAAUACGUGAAAGGGUUAAAAAUCAAUCCGCUCGUGAAAAAGAAAAAAAGGAACCGUCUGAAAAAGGGAAAAAAGAAAAACCAGUAACAGACAAAGAAACACGUAUACAAGUAAAAGAAAAACAAUUUGAAAAAGAAAGUAAAACACGUGAACAGGAAAAAAAUGAAAUAGACAAGAUUGAAAAACAAAAAUACUCCAAACAAAUAGAAGACAAGUCUGCAAAAGAACAAAAAAACACCAAAGAAAUAGAAGACAAGUCUGCAAAAGAACAAAAAAACACCAAAGAAAUAGAAGAUAAGUCUGAAAAAGAAAAGGAUAUUGCUGAAAUUUCAAAAAUUGAAAAGCGGAAAGACGAAGAAAAAGUGAUAGAAAAGAAGACAUUUUCGGCGGAUAUGAGUAAAGCAAAAGAAGACGCUGCAUUAAAAUUAAAAGCUUUUCGAGAAAUGGAACAUAAAACUGAAAGUGUACAAAAACAGCCAAAACCUGUACAAAAGAGUGAGGAACCAAAAAUCAAAGAGUUGAACAUUAAUGAAGUAAAGAUUAGAGGACCUCCACAUGAUGAUUUAAUUUUACAAUUAGUUAAAUUGAAACAAUCAGAAGUUGCCGAAAAGAGACAUCGAGCCAGAAAUAUAUCAGAAAUUCACAUUCCUCUGACGCUUAUUGCAGAUCAUAAAAGGGAUCAUAAAGGUAUCAAAAUGGCUACGUGUGCUAUCUGUAAUGAUUCUGAGCUGGAGCUUGACAUUGAAGAGAUAACAAUAAAUAAAGCCGAAAGGGUUGAGAUAAAUAAUAUCAUUAUUGGUCAAAAAAUUUUCAAAUAUAAAAAGUCGUUCAUAGAAAAGUCUGAUGAAAAAAAAACUUUUCCUAUAUUUAUGACAUUUAAUGAGGAUCUUAUCAGUGUACCCAAAAUUAAUAUUGAUGAUAUAUCUGAACAAUUAGAACGCAAGCCGCCGGCCGCGGCUGGAAAAUAUGCCGAACAAGAUCAACCAAAAGGUAUAAUACGUUACGCGUUAUCUGAUAGAACUUUCAUUGAAAAGGGUUGGACUAUGUUACCAACAGAAAAAGUGGUUAGAAAGAUGAAUGUCUAUCGAAUGCGACCGGCGCAUCCCGAAUUUGAUUGGUUUGAACAUAAUAAAAACAAGAAAAUAAUGCAUUACGAUACUGGCGAAAAAUUGGCUGAGUUUGAUGAUAGCGGUCGGGGCCGCUUAUAUUACAGGAGUGGCCGGUUGGCUCUAGACUACUAUGAUGCAGAAGAAAUUAAUGCGCAGCAGCGCUUUGUUAUCCACAGCAGCGGGGAGCCCGAUACGCGUGGCUGUUCACGUCCAUUAGCUAUUCUCGCAACUUUUGAUUACCUUGGCAAUGGUAUCGUGUUCGAUCACACUGGUAAAAUAAGACUCAAAUAUAAUCAGACGGAAGGAGUGAUUCUCGACCGUAGCAUCGGGCCUGUAUCGCACUGGAAAUGGCACACUUUAAACGACCCUCCAGUACUACAACAAGUUAUGAUAGAUACGCAAAUGGCACACAAAGAUCCUGAUAUCAUCAAACUUGGCGGCCCCGCAGAGAGUAAAACGCGACCCGAUAACGAAGAAAUGCUCGCUAUUGAGUUUGACAACUUUAUAAAAGAGAAGAGUAAAAAGCUGUCUCAAAAAUUUAAACCAUUUCAAAUAAAAAUGAAAGCUUUGAAAAUAAACGAACAUUUUUCCCUAAGAGUAUUGGACCAAGCUACAAUAUAUUUGAUUUUCAGAGACGGCUCGACUAAUCUUAAAAUAAACCUAGGGAUGAUAUUGGAUCAUCAAGAAAUUAUCGAUACAGAUACCGCAGAAGUAGGAGAAGUUUCAAAUAGUUUGGAAAGAUUUCCUGCUCGCACUGAUAGUUUGGCAGCUCUUCAGAAGAGUGUCGCUUUUGCACAAAGAGUUGAGAGGUCUCGAGUAGAACGUGAGCGCCGCUUACGCCCGACUCAGCCAUGUUCUAGUUCAGACAAAACCACUUUAGUCUCGCGUCCACUCCGUGCUCCAUUACGCGCUGUGGCAUCAGAAGGCACGGUUGCAACAUGUAAUUGUAGAUGUAGGAAACUACCGUCAAAUAAUCUUUAUUAUGAUACGCGUCUUGUUUAAUAAAAUUAAUGCAUAAAUUAA
This is a messenger RNA of Maniola jurtina (meadow brown), 3995 nucleotides long. RefSeq lists its product as uncharacterized. NCBI's taxonomy places the organism in Eukaryota, Metazoa, Arthropoda, Insecta, Lepidoptera, Nymphalidae. The transcript has 8 exons. Bases 144 to 3974 code for a protein of 1276 amino acids. The record is from RefSeq and is a predicted model, not a curated record.